UCCCGUUCCCCGGAAGUGCGCCGUAGGAGAGGAAGUGCGUGCCUACGGUCGCCGGCAGCGGUUCCGAGAUGGUGGGCGGCGGCGGGAUGGGGGGCGGUCUCUUGGAGAACGCUAACCCCCUCAUCUAUGAGCGCUCUGGGGACCGGCCAGUGACCGCGGGCGAGGAGGACGAGCAGGUUCCAGACAGCAUCGACGCGCGCGAGAUCUUCGAUUUGAUUCGCUCCAUCAAUGACCCGGAGCAUCCCCUGACGCUAGAAGAACUGAACGUAGUAGAGCAAGUCCGGGUUCAGGUGAGCGACCCCGAGAGCACAGUGGCCGUGGCCUUCACACCCACCAUUCCACACUGCAGUAUGGCCACCCUUAUUGGCCUGUCCAUCAAAGUUAAGCUUCUGCGAUCCCUUCCCCAGCGUUUCAAGAUGGAUGUGCACAUUACACCAGGGACCCAUGCCUCAGAACAUGCAGUAAACAAGCAGCUUGCGGAUAAAGAGCGGGUGGCAGCCGCCCUAGAGAACACCCACCUGCUUGAGGUUGUGAACCAGUGUCUAUCAGCCCGGUCUUGAGCCUGGAUUUUGCUCCCGGCCCCACAUAGGGCUCAUGGCCCUGUUUUCUUGAAUCACUGACAAUAAAAAACAAACAUUUUGCAUUUUGUAAUAAACCCUUAAUUUAUAUUCA
This is a messenger RNA of Dama dama (fallow deer), 672 nucleotides long. It is a transcript of the gene CIAO2B, whose product is annotated as cytosolic iron-sulfur assembly component 2B. Gene Ontology annotation, biological process: iron-sulfur cluster assembly. Bases 69 to 560 code for a protein of 163 amino acids. NCBI's taxonomy places the organism in Eukaryota, Metazoa, Chordata, Mammalia, Artiodactyla, Cervidae. Gene Ontology annotation, cellular component: cytosolic [4Fe-4S] assembly targeting complex. The record is from RefSeq and is a predicted model, not a curated record. The transcript has 5 exons.